Daphnia magna is the source of this 4613-nucleotide messenger RNA. RefSeq lists its product as uncharacterized. The transcript has 7 exons. The coding region runs from base 2066 to 4099 and encodes 677 amino acids. Lineage: Eukaryota; Metazoa; Arthropoda; Branchiopoda; Diplostraca; Daphniidae. The record is from RefSeq and is a predicted model, not a curated record.
ACCUAUCGAUAUCAAACUGUAUACAUAUAGAUGUUUUUGUUUUUGUUUUCAAAACAAUCGUAUCGAUCAAACGUAUCGACGGCAUUAGUUUUGACACACGUUAUAGUGUAUACGCUUUGAUUGCGUACUUCUUUAUCGCGAGGCCAGUCAUUUUCGUGUUAGACGUAUAGAAAAUAUCAGGUUGUGCUCGUGUAUUGACGAACGCAAUCAUCUCUCGUGCCUAGUGACCUGGCCUAUCGUUAGAUUGAUCACGUCAAUAUAAGGCAAGGAGACCAGAUGCUUUUAGAUGCAAUCGGUCGAGCAAGGGAAGAAGCCUCCUUCAAGAUUGACGAAGCAGAAAGAGUUUCCCCACGCUCGAGGCAUUGCAGCUAUGCGACCGCACCCCGCCUCGCUUUGAUGGUUUCCUUAUCAAGUAACUUGAUCGAGCAAAGCUGAAAUCGCCUCGGCCUCCCCCUCUUCACGUUUUACCCAAUUUCUUUUCUUUUUUUUUCCCAAAGGCUACCAACACAUUUAUUUUUUUUUUUCAACUGGGAUUGGCGUUUCGAUCGAUUGAUCUUUCAUUACUUGUUCUGACGCAGACUCUCUAGCCAAUUAGAUCGAUAAAAUGAGAAUAAGUGAAGGAGAGUGUUAGACAGCGCACGCAAAGUAAAUUAUUUUUCGAUUCGUCCUUCAAAGAAAAGAAAAAAAGAUUUGCAUAACAACGGAAUCGAACCUGAGAUCCAGUCGUUGCUGUUUAUUGAUUGGCUCCUUUUCUAUGGUUGGGAGUUUGUCGCUUUCUCCUUCGACGCACACACCAUCCUCGGAACAUUAUUAUUUAUUAUUAUUUUUAUUUCUUUUGAGAAUCAUCGGUUCAACGACCUCCCCGUCGGCUUUGGAUUCUCCUCUGUUAUUAUUACAAAGCUGCUCUAAGUACAUACACAAUAUGAAUAGCAUUGGGGAGGGGGGGGCGGAGCUAUAGAAGCCCUUCAUCCAUUGAUUGUCUCCUUAGACUCGAUCAUUUCCCAUCGGCUUGCGUUAUUACUCUGUGCUUUGAUUGUUCCCCCCCCCCUCCCCUCUUUUAUUGGUCAUGUUUUUGUUUUGUUUUUUAAGUUGAGGUCCUUAAAGACGAAUAGAUGGAAGACAUCCGUCAAACGGGACAGCCGUAUUUAUUUAUAUGGGUGGAUUGUUACUUUUUUUUUACACCUAUGGCAAGUCAAAAGAAGGGAAAACAACGAGGCCAAUAACCAGUACUGUGGUAACUGCCUGUGUUGUCGAAAGACGGGUGUGAAGAAGAAGAAAAAAAAACACACACACACAUUUAAAAAAAAAAAAAAACUAUUUUAUUUUCAGCCCACCCCUGCCUUAAAAACCCCCCCAAAAAAAGGGAUACACACACACACACAAAAAACCAACAACAACAUUCUUUUUUUUUCCCGGUUGGCUGGAAAUACUGGAAGCAGGUCUACUGGAGAAACAAGGCCGGAAAGAAAUGAAGCAAAGAAGAGAAGGGAUGUUACAGUAGCGGGCGGGAUAAAGGGGGGAGAAGAGAAGAGCCAGCCCCUCCACACACACACACACACACACACACAAAAAAAAGGCUAUACAAACGACAUCUGCUUCCUGGAUCCUUCCGUCGUUGUGUCGUUAAAAGUUGCCUCCUCCGUCACCUGCCUUCACUCGCUCUCUGCUUGUCUCGCAUUUCCCGAGCUGAUUUGUUUGUUUCCAGCCACAAACGGCCGCCAUCAGGGACUUGUAAAAGAAAAGGGCAACCGAAACCAGCUCCCUUGGCGUGAGCUUUUGCCGCAGAUAGGGCAAAAAAAAAAAGAAAAGAAAGGGAGAGCGAGAAAACGGGAAGAAAAAAAAAAAGGACACGCGUUUACGUACACGCGGCACCCAUCAGUCGCGAGCUGAUCGUCAAGACUUGCGCAAGUUUGUCUCUCCCCCCCCUUAUUUUUUGUGUGUGUGUGUGUUUUGUUUGUGUUCAGUUUUUCUUGGACCGGUGCUCUACUUUGUGCCUCAUCGCGUGUGCGAAUCGCGUGUUUUAUUUUUUUGAUUGCAAUUGGCAACUGCAUUUGCAUUGAUCAUCAUGGAAGAAGUGGCUGUUCAAGCGCGAACUCAUCACGCCAUCGGACGUCAGUGGAAAUCUCGUUCCGUUCUGCUUCUGCCCAAUUUCUCCCGAGAAAAACCUCCGCCCGUGGCUCCCGGACCGGUCAUUCAACAUGAAGGCGCUGUGAUGCAGCUGAGCGGCAAAGGGCUGCUGGUUCCAGGUUCGUGGAAGCGUCGCUAUUGCGUCCUGGACGGCCGCCGUCUUUAUUAUUAUCAGCUCAACGAGGAGAAUCAGGGUCAUCGCCAUUACCGUGACAAGACAAGUCACUAUGUCGACCUGGACGGCUACGACAUCUGCGAAGAAGCCAAAGGCAUCAAAAACGCUUCGAAUGUGUUAGUCAUUAGUUCUUCAGAAAUAGAAAAAUCCUUUUUCGACACGGGGCGUCUGUACCUGUCGGCCGAGUCUGCCAAAGAAAUGAACGAGUGGAUCAGUCAGAUCCGGUCGGCCAUGACGGCCCUGCGGGACGGCCAAAACAGUCAGCCUGCGAAAAACUUCAAAAGCCAACCAUCGGCUGAUGUAUCGAUGACGUGCACCACCGAGACAAAGGCGAAGGAAGCGGAGCCGAUGCCCUUGGAGGCCUCCAUUUCCUUAGUGAAAUCCGGAGAGCAUUUGGAUUGCAUGACGAAACAAAGAGCUAAAGGGCCUACUGGACGCCGAUUGCCGAGCCAGGCUAAAUCGCGGCUCUAUCCGACGGACGCUGUCCAGCAGCAGCAACGCAGCGAGAGCCUACCGCGUCUAGAACUUCAAGCGGCCAGCAGCGAUCCGGCCAGCAACAUCAGAAGCAGCCAGCCGGCCAGAGGACGAGUUAGCCAGCAACACAAUCGUUCUUUUGACACGGGCCAGCAGAAUAAGAGAGCCGCAGCCUACGCUUACAGUUCCAGCGACGACAGUUUGAACAUGUCGUUUGCCCAGCCGACCGGGCAGCAAGAAGACGAUGAAACGGUGGAGACGUUAUGCGAAAUUCCGGCCAUCCAUCAUUCGACCAGCACUCCGUCUCUCAUUUGCCACCCGUCGUUUGGUCAAUUGGCCGCUCACAAUCACUGGAUGAGCAUCGGAUCUAGCAGCUCGACUCCCCGGCCCGUCACGUCCGGCAAACGGCGAUCCGUUCAGCCUUACAGCUGCGGUAGUACGAGCACGGACGAUCCGCCCGAUCUUCCGCAACAAUACCAACUUUUGCUCCAGCAAACGGCCGCUAUCCGAACUACGUUGUCCGGCCUGGAAGCGGAUUUCGGAGCUUCGAGACGCGACAUGGGAUGGCUGCAAGAGAAUUUGACGACGGUGCAGAGCGCCACCGGAAGCGUGUCGGAUAAAGUGGUCAAAAUGCAAUCGCACGUGGCGAAUAUGGAACGUCAGAUCAACGGAGCCGUUAAGGAGGCACAGCAAUUGCAGCAAAGGGCCAACGAAGCGCUGAAAUCGGCCUCGGAUGCCGAGCGUGACUUCCGGCGUCUGGAGAACGACUGCCAAUCGUUGUUGACUCAGUUACGUCAACAGCAGCAGCAGCAGCAGUCGUCGGAUUCGUUGGCAGAUCCACUCAGUCCGAUGACUCCUCAUCCGCCCGGUUUGAUGAUGAUGAGCUUCCAGCAGCAGCAGCAGCAGGCUGGACUGAUAGCGGAUACGAGUGGACAUCAUUUCUCUUCCCAACGGCCGGCUGCCGGCAAACUGCCGCCGUUGGCGCCCGUUCCUCAACUCAACAUCCCGCCCACAUUCGAUUUCGCUGCCCUGUUAACCAAAUCUGCGCCUAUGGGAUUGCCGGCAUGCGAACUAGCGCCAGCUAGAAUGAAAUCCUCCUUCCGGAGUGAAGGUGUCAAUAAGAACGGAAACAAAUCGAUUUCAUUCGGGCCGACCACGACGUAUGCAACCUCCCCUACAACCGAUCCGGACGACGUUGCCCUCCCUGCUGCCACGAGCACACUGAAGACCAAAUCGCGGAAGAACGUCAGCAGUGGCCCAUCGUUUGUUCUACCGACCUCGGAUUUUAAUCAAAAUUCCCCACAUUCUAUGAUGACAUCCUAGAACCGCGAUUUCGAUCAAUCAGUUUUGACUAUAGGCCUCAACCAUUUUUUUUUGUUUUUUUUUUUUUUCUAAUUUUAGAGACUGAUGUGUUUAGCUAAUCCAAGGAAAUUCCCGGUGGAUUCUAUUUAAAGGUGUCAAUUGUGACAAGUAUGCUAAUAAGGAAAGGUUCUUUAAAGAAUAACGCGGGAGCCUAUAUUCGUAUUUGGGAGAUUCCAGCGUGUGCAAUUGCUUAUCAUGUUACAUAUAAUAGCCCAUUGAGUUUUUUUUUUGUUUUUUUUUUAUGGCAGAAUUAUAAUCUAAAUUUAAACUGGUUUUCACACUUUUGGUAUGACAUCGACUAAUUCCAAAUUUCAGUUCCAGCAACAAAGUUCUUCCAAUCGACUUUAUUUAUUAUUAUUAUUUCCUUAUUUAGGUCCAUCUCCCAUACUUUUAGUUUGAAUUAUUAAAGUGUUGUAUUUUGAGUUGCUUUUUUCAUUUUUGUUUUAGCAGUUAGCAAUAAAUAGGAUAAACUUCA